GGGAAAGGAAAGAGAGAAUUUAAUAAAUUCACGGGCAUUUUUCUCUUUGUUAGUAACUUGCACAGAGAAGCAGUGUAGGUGUCUGUGUGUGAUCCAACGCCCUUCACCUCUUUUUCUUCAACUACCACAUUUAAAUCCCUCUUCCCCCUUUUCCUAAUUCAACUUCAUCCAUAUACAGGGAGGGAGCUUGGAAUCUUUGUUUAUUGAUUAUUGAAUGUGGGAUCUGGAUUAUAAGUUCCUUUUUUUCUUCAUUUCCACUUUGAUAAACAAGUUGAAGAAUCAAGUCUUAACCCCAUAACAUUUGGAUCAAAAUUCCUUUGUCUACUUGCAACUUGUAUUCUUUAAUAUAUGGACAAUGCCUCUAAUCUGAAUACUUCAUUUGUCUAGUCAUACACCCACCCCAACUACUGAAAAUUUAAUUUGGAUAUAUAUGCCUCCAGACAGUCUGAGAUCAGCUGUGUACAGAUCCUUUGUCACUUGUGAUGAUCCCAAAGGUGUUGUGGAAUGUACGACAAUCAGAAAAUCACAAAUGGAAAAAAAUGUGUAUUGUUCAUCAGACAAGGAAAAAGGAAGAGAAACAGUCAGCAAAGAUAAUCACACAUCUUCGUUCCAGCUAAUGGAGGUGUCCAGAGAAGCUCAAAAUCUGAACCAAGUGAUCCACUCAUGGUCUAAGGGUAUGACCAUAGAAAGACAUUCGAAUGAUAUCAUCGCUAAAGAUUUGUUGAAAGGAGCCCUUGAUUUACAGGAAUCACUUGUGAUGCUAGGGAAGCUGCAACAAGCUUCACAACAUAUGGCAAAGUUGAAGAAGAAGAAGCAGAAAGAUAAGCCUCAACUUGAUGGAAUACCCAUUCAAAGAACCAAGUCUGAAAGGAUUUCAGAACACAGGCUUGAGUUUCAAAAACCAAGAUUUUCUGUUGAUGGAGAUUGUUUUGAUGAGCUUAGGGAAGUCAUAAGAGACAACUUUGCUAGACAAAAUCUGCUGCAACCAAAUUGUGCUUCACAAAAGUCUCGGUUUCAAACAAGUGAAAAGGCGUCUGUUGAUACAAGGAACAUGAUUAUAUCAUCACAUGUCCCAUCCACUAGUUCAAGCCAGUCCUCCAUUGUUCAAUCCCAACAAGUGACCGCUUUUGAUUAUUCCCUGCUGCAGGAGAAGCCAGACGGGCCAAAUUUAAUUGCCAGACUGAUGGGUCUUGAAGAAAUUCCUAGAAAGCCCCAGCACCAAACUACCCAGAAGCACUAUGAGAAGGACAAGGUUGUCAAGCAGACCAGACCUAUAUUUGAAAUAGAUUUGCCAAAAGCAAAGAAGCCAACAUUCAUCAGUCACAAGGUGGAUCCAAAAAGAAAAACAUUGGAUGAAAUAAUUGAAACCAUGCAUUUUAAGGGGCUUUUGAGAAGCAAGUCUACACAUAAAUCUAAUAGUGUUUCAGGUUUGCUAAAUAAGUUUGUUGAUUCUCCACCCAUUGUGAUCAUGAAGCCUCUAUAUUCACAGGGUGAAAUGUUUCCUGCCUGUAACAAUGAACAAAAUCCAUCAGGCUCUAGAAACAAAUGGGAAGAAAGUUCAUCUGAUGAUCAGAAGGGAGCAUCGAAUUUCACCAUAUAUAGGAAAAUGCAGACAGGAAAAGAUCAUAAUAAUAGAUACAGCAAAGAAAAAGGGCGGAAGGACCAUGGUGAAGCACCUUCAAAAUCAAAGACUCUUCAAGUUUUGAUUCAGCCUAAACCAAAGAUUAUAGCUUCUUCUCCUGGAAAGUAUCGUGGUGAAGCAACUGCAAAAUCAAAGACUUUUGAUGUUCUGAGUCAAGAAAAACAGCCUAAUACAAAGAUUAGAGCUUCUUCUCUGGGCAAGGAUCUUGGUGAAGCACCUUCAAACUCAAAGAUGCUUAGAGUUCUUCUGCAAGAAAAACAUCCUAAUGCAAAGAUCAAAGGUUCUUCUCCUGGCAAGUAUAGUGGUGAAGCAACUGCAAAUUCAAAGACUGUUAAAGUUUUCAUUCAGGAAAAACAGCCUAAUACAAGGACUAGAGCUUCUUCUCCUGGAAAGACCGGGAAACCAAAGAAAGAAGCAAUUGGAAAAAGAGAGGACGUGACUCGACGAGUAGCUCCUGCUAUCAGAAACUCUAAAGAAAUGAAAAAUGCCAAAAUAGACGACAGUGCUAAAUUUCAGGACCAAUGCAAGAUGAGCACUGUGAAAGUGAGAAAACCAGAGAGAAAACCAUUGGUUGCACAAGCAAAAAGUACUAUAUAUGAUCCUCAGCACAUCACAACCACUGCAUCUCAUAACUCCAUUAAGAGGAAGAAGAAUGUUAAAGCUGACAAGUCCAUCAAGAGUACCCCCAUUGCUACAGUUGACAACAUAGAACACAAGGAUGAAAGUAUAGAAAUGGUGCAGGCAGUAGAUAAAGACACAGAUAUAGCCAUAUCCGAAGUUACAUUCUCAGAAGAGCUUCAGUUAGAAAAAGGGACUAAUAUCUUUGAGGAUCUUGUCACCGAUAAUGCUGUCAAUGGUGAAAGUGUCCCUUGUGAAUCUAGCGUUCUAUCAACCUAUUGUCUCGGUGACAUCAAAUUAGUGGAGCAGAUUAACUGUAACAUCAAUCUAGACUUCUCUGAGAAUGAAAACUUAGACUCCGGAGCCACUACAAGGCAUUUACUGUUGAGCAGUGAAUUGUUCCUCUGUCAGUGCGAGGAGCUUUUUGAAACAGAUGUGUGGGAACCAACUGUAUGGCAGACAACUAGUGUAGAUCAUGAAAUUGCUGAUAGAUCACUCUUACUUGAUUGUGCUAAUGAGUUAUUAGAAAAUAAAAGGUCCCAAUGUGCACUGGCAGUUAAUCCGUUAUCACUGAAGGCCAUUAAGAUGAGAAAAUAUUAUAUAUCCUUUGACAAGUUGAUGAAUGAAAUUUGUGAUGGGAUUGAAGUUCUGCGAUGUUACAAUAAGGUGGCUGGCAAGAACCUUUCAGCUGAUGCUCUUUAUCCACUGCUAGAAAGAGAUCUAUGGUGCAAGGGGGUGGUCCGCAAUGCAUGGGAUCUGGCUUGGAGAACUGGAUUAACUAACAAUGAAGUUGAACAAGUGGUAACUGACAUUGAGAAGUAUCUUUUAGCUGCAUUUAUCGAUGAUUUGUUGACCGACUUCAUGCUAUAACACUAGUACAUAUUCAGGUGGGCGAUUUAGGAACUUGGCUUAUAUAAUCUGUAAAGUUGGAGAAACUUUAAAGUUGUCUCCGUGUGACCUAUUGGUCAUGGGUUCGAGCUGUGGAAGCAGUCACUGUAGGUCUACAUCACACCCCUUGGGGGGCGGCCGUCCCUGGACCCUGCUAAGGCAGAAUGUUUUGUGCACUGGACUGCCAUGCCCCACUUAUAUAAUUUGUAAAUAAGAAUCCAAUAGAGGAGUUGAAAAAAGGUUUUAAGAAGCUGAGGAGUAGAAGUUACUAGCUCAAAUUACGUUUUAAUGCUGAGUUGAUCUUAAAUUUGUACAUUUCUUGCUGAUAUAGUUAUGUAAAUGUAUUGAAUCUAGAUAUGAUUUGUUCUAUUGCAAUUUCGAAGCUUGAUCAGCUUUGUAGAGUUUGUCAAAACAACCAA
Molecule: messenger RNA, 3567 nt
Organism: Solanum stenotomum
Lineage: Eukaryota; Viridiplantae; Streptophyta; Magnoliopsida; Solanales; Solanaceae
Exons: 3
Coding region: 431-3130 (899 amino acids)
Source: RefSeq, a predicted model, not a curated record